Messenger RNA from Daphnia pulex (common water flea), 3211 nucleotides. RefSeq names its product ras-associated and pleckstrin homology domains-containing protein 1-like. Gene Ontology annotation, molecular function: serine-type endopeptidase activity. Lineage: Eukaryota; Metazoa; Arthropoda; Branchiopoda; Diplostraca; Daphniidae. The transcript has 12 exons. Gene Ontology annotation, biological process: proteolysis. The record is from RefSeq and is a predicted model, not a curated record. The coding region runs from base 134 to 3193 and encodes 1019 amino acids.
AUUCGAUUUCUUUUUACUCUUUUCACGUCGAUUGACAGUUGUCGUCAAGGAAAAAGGUGCUGCUGCGUUACAUCGGAGACUCUUCAAUGUCGUUCGUCAGACAGGCCAUUGGAAAACCUCAAAUACCACAAGGAUGGUUAGUUGGACGACACUGACCUGUCUCCUGAUAGCCAUAUUUGGUUUGAUUGAAUGCAAACCUCGCGGCCAGAUUUCCUACGGUUCGGUAGUCGGAUCGGGUUCGACUAAUUUCGAGCCGGCCUUUAGCGCAUCCAGCUACGAUUCGUUGGGAAUCCAGCCCAGCCGUUCAGCAGGUCGAAACGAACUGAAACAACAUUACUGGUGGCAAGGCUCCCAGUCACCGUUCAGCGAAGGAGCCGCUCAGACCCAAGGUGUUUCGGCCGGAGGAGCUGCUCAACCGGGGCAGAAUUACGCCUCCGUCGCUGGAUGCACAGGCGAAGCGUGCAGUUCACCAUUAUUUAGCGCUCCGGCAGCAGCACCAGCGGCUUCAGCGUCCAUCAGUAGCGGCGGUAGCUGUUGCAAUCAUUACUGGCAAAAACCCGGUCAUCCGUGCUCCACGCAUCAGGGAACUGAUUGCCCGCGACGAUUCAGUUGCGUCAACUACAAGUCUUGCAGAAAUGGCGUCAUCUCGCUUGCAUCCACUUCGGGCCACGCCUUCAAGAACCCAUCCGUCGAAGAGUUGAUGAACUAUGGCCGACCUUGUGGCUUUUCCGGAAACGAAGUUUGCUGUCAGGAUGCCCCACCAAGGCCGCAACAGCCCGUCGUACAACAACCGUCUCAAGGUACAUACUACCCUACUUCACCUCCCGUUCAAAACCAACAAGUUUCGGGUUGCUCCGGCGGUGGCGGCUGUGCUCCAGCUGCACCUUCCUAUAAUCCCCCGCCACCUGUCCAGCAACCAGUGAUCCAGGGACCGUCGAAUCAAGUUUCAGGCUGUUCCGGCGGAUGCAUUCCGUCAGCAGCGCCUUCCUAUAAUCCUCCACCACCUGUACAGCAACCUACCUAUAGCCCCCCACCACCUGUCCAGCAGCCAGUGAUCCAGGGACCGUCGAAUCAAGUUUCGGGUUGCUCCGGCGGAUGCACAGCCACGUCAGCUCCGUAUUAUCCCCCGCCACCGGUUCAGCAACCAGUGGUAGGGCAACCAACACCGACGUAUUAUCCUCCAGCGCCUACCAUCAUAACCACAAGGAAACCGGUUUACACCCCUGCUCCGCCCGCUUACACCACUGCACCACCUCCGCCCGUUUACACCCCUGCUCCACCCACUUUCAAACCUUCACCGCCACCGGUUUUCACGCCAGCUCCAACUAGACCAACAUCACCACCAUUCGCUCCACCUACGCAACCGUCAGUGGCACAAGGUCCAGAUGCAUUACCUUAUCCAGGGUGUGCUGCAGCUCUGAAAUGUGUCCUGGAAGAAUAUUGCAGCAUAGACGGUGUCAUGAUAGACAAACCCAUUUUCUUAUCUGAACAGUUGAAACCAUAUCGUACACCUCUCAUGUCUUGCUUGAAUGUAGAGACCAAUCAGAUUGGCUACUGUUGUCGUGAUCCACUUUACAACGACCCGUGGCCGGCUGGUAUGCCCAUGCCCAUGCCUGGAAUGGCCAAACCUCCCGUCGAGCCUGUUGUCCAUGAACCGACUCGACCGCCUCCACCACCCCCGACUCCUUCCAUUUCUUACGUUCCUCCGCCAGCACCUACCGAACCGCCGUACAUCCAAUGUUUUGCCAGCCAAGAAUGUGUUCCGGCUCACGUCUGCAGCGGUCGAUUUGAACCUUUCAAUGACAGUCCCGACGCGAGAUGUGUAACUUUCGACUCCCAAGUUGGAGUCUGCUGCAAUCGACCACCGCCCCCAACAACAACAACUACUACUACUACUACAACACCACCACCACCUCCUCCUCCGAUCCAACCUGUCGUUGUUCCGCCUCCCGAUUCCUAUUUACCUCCCCCUCCACCCCCACCUACCCAACCUCCUUUGAUCCAGUGCCUUUCGACACAUGAAUGUAUUCCGGCUCAUGUUUGCGGCGGUCGAUUUGAAUCGUUUGAUGACAGCCCGAACGCGAGAUGCCAAAGUGCCGAAUAUGGUCAGAUUGGAGUCUGCUGCAAGUUGCCUCCGCCGCCGCCUCCACCUACAGUUCAACCAGUUGUGAUUGCUCCGCCAGAUCUGAGUUAUUUGCCACCCCCACCUCCGCCGGCAGUAACAAUUCUUCCGCCUCCACCGCCGCCAGUGACAAUCCUUCCUCCGCCAGUACAACCUGUAGUCCAUCAAUCCUACGUCCCUCCACCUCCGCCAGUGCCCGCCGCCCAAGUCUUAGAUAAUCAAUGCGGAAUCUCCAGACCCAUGUCCCAAUUACUUGGCACUGGUGAAGCCGCACCAGGCGAGUUCCCUUGGCAUGCGAUGGUCGCCCAUGUUAAUGGAUCGAUGACCUGCUCCGGCGCUCUCAUCGGCCAGAAAUUCGUGGCUACUUCCUUCCACUGCGUCCAGGGAACUAUCCCUUCUAACCUGAUUGUCCGACUUGGAGAACAUCACGCCGGCGUUACAAACGAACCUCUUCCGCAUUAUGAAAUUCCCGUGUCGGCCGUCGUCGGCCAUCCCGAUUUCGCUGAAGGUUCUCUCUUUCACGACACCGCCGUUCUCAUGUUGGCAACAGCCGCACCUUCGGGACAAGCUCAUAUUGCUCCAAUCUGUCUUCCGACUGAAUCGGAGCCGCAGGUUUCACAAUGCGUCGUCUCCGGAUGGGGCCACGAUACCCUCUCUGGUCUUCAAAGCGGAGUUUUGAACAAGGUCCAGGUGGAUGUGGUGCGCAACAGCGACUGCCAAAACUCUCUACAAAAUUCCCAUCUGGGCAAAUAUUUCAAAUUACACAAAAGUUUCACUUGCGCCUCGACCCAGAACAGCGUCAACCCAUGCAAAGUUGAUGGGGGAUCUCCGUUGGCUUGCCAGCGGCCUGAUGGCAGUCACGUUUUGAUCGGUCUGUCGUCCUGGUCUGUGGGCUGCAGCAAUCAACAGCAGCCGGGCGUGUUCGCCGACGUGAUGGCCGCCGCUCCAUGGAUGCAUCAAGAAAUGGCAAAACCCGAAGCCAGCAUUGUUGAACAAUCCAACUCGGCUUUCCAAAAUCAACAGCAAUUCCCAACACAACAGUCCGUAGGUGGAAGUGGUUACGGUCGUUAAAAAACAAACAAACAAACA